This is a messenger RNA of Zonotrichia albicollis (white-throated sparrow), 2195 nucleotides long. Lineage: Eukaryota; Metazoa; Chordata; Aves; Passeriformes; Passerellidae. The record is from RefSeq and is a predicted model, not a curated record.
CUGGACGGGCUCCUGGAGACCUACCCGUGGAGAGCCCCCCUCGCCCUGGACUUCAAGGCUUUCGGCGCAGACAGCCAGGGUGGGAGCUCCAGCUCUUCUCCCGUGGCCUCCAGCGGUGGGACCCCCUCUCCUCUGAACCCCCUGCUCUCUCCAUCGUGCUCCCCUCCCACGCUUCACUUGCCUGCGAGCAGCCUGGGCUUGUCGUGCCCCGAGAGCUUCCUGCACCCCCUCAACGUGCCCCUCUACUACAAGAUCUGCCCCACGAGCUUCUUGAGACAACAGGCGCUCCUCCUUCCGAGCCACGAAAAACUGGGAGCCACCAACCCACACCUUUUACCCCACUUCAUGGUGGAUGUGCCCAAACUGUCUUCCCUGAAAAACGCCAAAGCCGAAGACUUAAACGCUCAGUGCCUACAAGCCCCCGGUCCUGCUGGUCAAAUGCUGUAUGGAUUACAUGCAUCUGGAAACAUUUUCCCAUCAAGUCCCAUUGCUCGGGAAGCACUUAAUUGUUCUUUACAUCCUCCAUAUGGCUUGUAUGGUUAUAACUUCUCUGUGCCAUCCAGACUGAUGAAUGCAGCAGGGCAUUUCAAAGUGAGUGACAGCAUUCCGGCUGCUUUGAGGGACGGCAGAUGCAAUCACUCCAACUGGCACCCCACAAUUAACCACUGCCUUUAGUGGGAUCAGAGAAUAUUUCUGAGCUGUGUAAAGCAAGUCCUUCCUUCUUUCAUAGCCAGGGGCUCAUUAGUUAUUGACUCUGAAAUGCUGCAUGGUACAGGAGCAGGAUGGGCAGGCAUUUAAUCCUUUUGUUUUGUGGAUGGAGUGUUGUGCUGUUGGGUGGGUGGAGGGUUUGAGAUGACCCUGAGGUGAUACCUUUUGGCCACAUUUAUGUCACAGUUGUAGGUUAAGAGCAAACUGUCAGUCACCUUUUUACUAUUUGCACUCUCAAGUGGGGACAUUGAUGUCUGUAUUUCUACAGCUCUGUUUUCUCUCUCUUGCUUGCCUUUAGUUAGCUCAGAGCCCUGGGGAGCUGCUGCUCACCCACUCAAGUUUUAUCCCUAAUUUCAAAGGGACUCUCCAGGACCUGGACUUGGCAAAGGAGCCACAUCUGGCCAAGCACUUGAGCUUGUUCUUAAGUUCUCUUGGCUCUAAUGGGUCCUAAUUAAUGACAUAAAAGUCCCUCAUUCUCCAAGACCCCGAUGCCUCCGUUAUCAGGGUGGGGACAUAAAUCCAGUACCUUAAAUCCAAGUAUCUGCUGCCAGGCUAAAGAAAGGCAGGAUGAAAGAUGGAUGGGAUGAGAAGCUGCAGGAGUGGCCCAGAGCCCUCUUUUCCAUGCCCUACCCUCCGGUGGCACCAGCAUCGAUGGCGUGGUGGGAAGGACAGGAUGGGGUCACACAUCUCUCCCAUAUUGAGAUGGAUCCAUGCUGGGGACAUGGAGGAUACAUCUCAGAGAGUUGUGUGGGAUGAAACACCCCCAGGAGCCCUGCAGGACAAUCCUGUGAGCCAGAGCUCUCAGCCCCAAGGGACACAGAAGAUCCACGUGGGAUCUCAUCCAGCCUUGCCCAAAGGAAGGGGCAGGGAUGUUCCUGGCUCAGUCCCACAGAGACCACAGAUCCUUUAUGGAGAAUUACAACUCUACAGGCCCUGGAACAUGAGAUUUUCCAUUCCUUCCAAAAUUCCUGUUUGUUUUCUUGUAACCUGUGGAUAUUCUUGUUAUUCCUGUAAAUAAUGUCCAGCUCCCAAGGGUGCCAUGUAACUCACAAUAAAUCAGGACACAGGUUUUAUUCUUUAUUUGAUUGAUGUUCAGUCUCUACCUACAGUCAAAUUUAUCACUUGAGAGAUAGCAGAUAUUGGAAAAUUAGGCUUGGCUGGGACCAGCCCUAUUUUGGGAUUAAUCUUGUAUUUUCAAGCACAACACACAAUAUAGAGGAAUUAGGCACAGGUUUAAGAAUCAAAAGUGAUACCAGAGCUUUGAUUUUAUUUUCAUCCUCAACAGAUAACAACUUCAGACCAGAACAAGCAAUAUCAAAAGCUGCUAAAUUAACAAAAAUUACACUUUUAGUUUCAUGAGACUUUGAUAAAAUUCAGACAACAUUGGUUUCCUUAAUUUUCCUGAUGUGGGUGUUCACAGGGCUCCCAGUGACUCCAGUAUGAAAUGAGGGACUGUGAUAAAUGGUCUGUACAACUGUAAAAAUGAA